This is a messenger RNA of Wasmannia auropunctata (little fire ant), 2523 nucleotides long. RefSeq lists its product as uncharacterized. The transcript is spliced from 8 exons. Bases 46 to 1779 code for a protein of 577 amino acids. The record is from RefSeq and is a predicted model, not a curated record. Lineage: Eukaryota; Metazoa; Arthropoda; Insecta; Hymenoptera; Formicidae.
UCCUUCAGAUAAGCUACAGAGAAAAUGUAACAUAACUUUGGAGCGAUGGCUCUGCGCCUGAGGGGCAGCAAGGAUGUCAAGAAGAGCUUCUAUUACGUCUGGUACCUUGGCGCGAGAGAGGCCAAGGGGGUGGACGCGAUGCCCGGUGCCAUAGCUUACCUGCUGGAGCGGGAACGGCUUCAAGAACCUUUCAAGGUCACACUGCAGGUGAGCAACAAAGGUCUGAAGAUUAUACAAACUGUUCAUCCUGGUGGCUCGACGAGAUCGGCGGUGAAGCACUUGGUACCAGGUCACGCGGUGCUGGCAGCUGUGCAGCGGGAGGACGUCGUGGCCGCGACUCUGCUCCUGCCAAAUCCGGCGACGAACAAUCCCGUGCACGUGCAUGCAUACAGAUGCGACUCGGUCGAGACCGCCGAAUUGUUAGGUGGCCAGCUGAAAGCGCUGGCGUCACACGCCGACAAUUUGGCCAGGGUCACGGCGAGCGAAGGCAGAAUCCGCAGCAAUCUAGGCAGCGAUGGCCGAAGUACCAGAGAGUCCGAGUCUUCCGAAGGUAGCGGUGAGCUCAGACACGAUCCGGUCCAAACCACGACCAUUUAUGAGUCUUUGGCCGCCGAGUUGCGGGCAAAAUUAGGCAGAGGCAAUUCCGGCGACAACGACGUCGGCCCGAUAUUACUGCCGCCGCGCGACUACGACACCGUGCACAGGCACCGCGGCAACUUGGCCGGCAUCGAGUUCAGGCGUUGCCUGAAUCAGACCAUCGUGGGUGGUGGCACGGCCGUUGACAGGGGUGGCACGAGAAGCGCGGCCAGCAGCGGCAUAGGAUCCGAUAGCGCGGCGACGCCACCGCCUUAUCAGACGCAACAUCCCAUCGGCCACAGACCGUCCAGACCGUUGAGAGAUUCCUCUUCUGAUGACGAUUGGGGCGUGCCAAACGAGGAUAACGAUUAUCGAGAUGAUCCAGAAGUGGAGACAGCUGCAAGUCUAACAUUGCCGCGGCUGCCGCGAAGCCCGGAAAGGCUACCCAAUCAAGUAAACAGGGGAGUUUCGCCGAGCUGCAACAGGAAUCGACGAGCGGCGGAAUUUAGACAGCGAUCGCCGAGUCCUCAAUAUCAGCCUCGGGUCAACCCCGGCGAGGUGACCAGUCCCAGAGAGAGGUUCCAAGAUGCCAAGGAAAUGUUCAGGGCGAUGGAGAGGGAGGCCAUCGCCAGGCCUGUUCUCCCCAGGCUGAGAGACAUCGAGCAUCAUCCUGUACACAGAGUCCAAUCGGCUAGACAGAUUCACUCACUGGAGGAUCGAUCCAGCCGCCAAUAUCCGGCGAGUCUGAACUCCGUGUCUUCGCACGAGCACGCAAUCAGACGAAGUCAGCCGGACAUGCUUGAUCGCGAAAAUGUUGUGUCUUACAAGGGUCUUACAAGACCUAGACCCAGGACUCAUCAUUAUGCGGUCGAGCGUCCACCUGAGCCAGAAAUUUCGAGACCGCGGCCAAGGAGCUUCUACGAGAAUCCGUCGGUCGGCAGAGAUUUCAGAGAUCAGAGGAAUCUCGUAGAUCAGAGAGAUAUUCGAGAAUUUCGAGACCGUGUGCAGCACUCGCGGGAAUUGCGCGACAAGUUGCGGACGAGGAGCGCGAACUAUCAGGAACUGUCGGAGCACGAGAGAUAUCCUGGACUCGAUCGCGAAAGUGCCAGACCACCGUUGGAGAUGAUCCCGACAUCCGGUAGAUACCGUCACAGCUACGCCGAGCCGCCGAGAUUGGGCCUGGCUGCGCUUCAUCCCUACUGAUGCGCUAGCCCGUUUUUAAUUGGUGAAUUAUUUAAUGAAUUAACCGACAUAUCGCGCUAUCGUUAUUAUUCAUGCACUGCGCCUUGACCGUUCAGUGUGUUCAUGGCUAAUGGCCUUUGUCCCGUCUCUACAAUAAAAAAAAAUGAGGAAGGACAAAGGAGCUCGAGGACUGCGAUAUGGAUGUUUUUAUUUCUCGACUCUGGGAUGCUAGCAGGAAACAGUUUUCGAAUUAACACUAAUAUCGUUCCUUACUAUCGGUCGCUUAAAUUAUAUAAUACUAAAUUGUAUAAUGGAUUAUUUAGUGUAAUGUAAUUUACAAAAUAAAUUGUUUAUACAAUAUUUACAAUAAUUAUUAUACAUAAAGUAAUACAAUAAUUUAGAUUACGUUUUAAAAUGAACUGCGGACUGUGACUUUGACGAUUUGCUCACGUAUCGUGCCACUGAACAGUCAAUGCCGAACCGAGAUUGUAUAUGUAUGUAACGAGAGUAAAAGAAGCUUGUAUAUGUAUUACACUUUCGAUGAAUCCAAUUCCAUUGAUUUUUUUUUUUUUUGCGUAUCGUUGUUAUCGAGUACGGACGCAGGAUUUCGUUGACAGAAUCGUUCUAGUUAAACGAACGAAUUCUAACACGAUCCCGUGUACGUACCAUAUUGUUAUGCGUCAGAUGCCACACUAACAAUAUAAUAAUAAAUAGUAACAACACAAUAAUACGGAUAAUAACAGUACCAAUAAUAAUUGUAACAAC